Messenger RNA from Anguilla rostrata (American eel), 2344 nucleotides. It is a transcript of the gene tmem62, whose product is annotated as transmembrane protein 62. The transcript is spliced from 14 exons. Lineage: Eukaryota; Metazoa; Chordata; Actinopteri; Anguilliformes; Anguillidae. Gene Ontology annotation, molecular function: hydrolase activity. The record is from RefSeq and is a predicted model, not a curated record. The coding region runs from base 401 to 2344 and encodes 647 amino acids.
GUAAUGUGCUGGUGCUGGCAGUACGACGUGAGGCAUUGUGGGAAGGUACACACAGACCGUUGCGUCCGUCAAGGGAACAAUCUAUCUCUUCGUAUUCCGGGCAGUUUGUACACAGACAAUCAUUUUAACCUCUGCUGAAAGAAACGUUGGGCAAAAAUGUUCGAGUCUAAGAUCCGUUUUUAGGGAACACCCUAAAAUCAAGACGUAUCGUUAACUAGCUACGUAUUGCGGAAGCAGGAAACGCUUAGCUGAAGCCGUACCUUGCUUGCGGGAAAAGGGCAUGCCCGUAGAUUUCGCUACAAUGGAUUCGCUUGCAUAGUCCAUCUGUGGGUUCAUCUGCGUUUCCCGGCGCUCUCCCCCACACUCUCCUCCCUUGCUUGCGAAGUGCUGUUUGACCAGGAUGCUGAAGGUGUUUGGUGUCGUGGUGAUUGCCGGGCUUGCGCUCGCUUGUUUAACGUCUUGGAUUUUGGAGAGCUAUGAUACAGCUUUUCACCCUAAACGGAGCAUCGCCAAACCCAACCACAGCACCGGGGAUGGAGGUUGGAGCAGCGCUCCUCCGUAUCCCGGCGGGGAAUUGGAUAAUAUAUUCUGGUUUGUGCAGGUUUCAGAUAUUCAUAUCAGCCGCUUCCACGACCCCAGACGUGUUCCAGAUUUCGAGAAGUUCUGCACCGUUAACAUUGAUAUAAUCAAGCCAGCUCUUGUACUUGUAACAGGAGACCUGACCGACGCGAAGACGGAGAGCAAGGUCGGCUCCCUGCAGCACGAGGUUGAGUGGCAGGCCUACCACAACAUCCUGAAGAGGUCCCACGUGCUGGAGCGCACCAAGUGGAUCGACAUCCGCGGAAACCACGAUGCUUUCAAUAUAAUCUCCCUGGAGAGUGUAAAUAACUACUACAGGAAGUACUCUGCCAUUCAGAAGGCCGGCUCGUUCCACUACGUACACAAGCUGCCCUUCGGCAACUACUCCUUCAUCUGCGCCGAUGCCACCCUCACGCCUGGGCCCAAGCGCCCCUACAACUUCUUCGGCAUUCUGAGCCAGAAUGAGAUGGACAAGUUGGCCACCUUCAGGUUGGAGAGCCAGAGCAGUAACCAGUCCAUUUGGUUUGGCCAUUAUACCACGUCGACGGUCAUCUCUCCUUUCCCAGGAGUGCGAGAGCUCAUGAGCUCGGCGGUGGCGUACCUGUGCGGGCACCUGCACACACUGGGGGGGCUCAUGCCCGUACUGCACAGCCGACACCCACAGGGCACGCUGGAGCUCGAGCUGGGGGACUGGAUGGACAACCGCAGGUACCGCGUGCUCGCCUUUGACCACGACCUGCUGAGCUUCUCCGACCUGGUGUUCGAGGAGUGGCCCGCCGUUCUCAUCACCAACCCCAAGGGGGCGCUGUACCUCCACCCCGGGCUGGAGCCCCUGGGCCGGAUCCGGCAGUCUACGCACAUCAGGAUCCUGGCGUUUUCCGAGGCACCAAUCACAGCCGUGCACGUCAGCGUGGACGGGCGCUCGCUGGGGGAGGCGUGGCCUGCCGGGGGGCCGCUCUACGUGCUGUCCUGGGACCCCUCUCUCUACGCUACCGGACUGCACUCCAUCCUGGUUAAAGUGGAGGACUCUGCUGGCCGCUCGGUGGUGCAGGAGCAGCAGUUCACCCUGGAGGACAGCGUCGCUCUGGGGUUUGGCUUCGUCCAGUCCUUCAUCCUCCUCACGGACCACUACAUCAUGGCCCGGGUCAUGUUCGUGUUCAUAGUGCUGCUGAACAUCGGCGGGCUGAUCGUGUUCAGGCUCCUGCGGGUUCCGACUCUGAGAGUGUCUUCUGGAGUCCAUGCUCAGGUCUACAUGUCCCUCCAUCUCCUCAGCAAAACGGAUACCUUCUACUACUCCCUGCUCAUGUUCAACCUAUGUACAGCUCUUGGUCCCUGGUUCAUUGGGGAGGUGAUUGACGGACACAGCGGAGCCUGUUUCGCGUUUGGGGUGUUUGUUGACGGCCACUUCCUGGAGGGCAGCCUCACGUUCGUGGUGGGAGUUGUGCAGGUGGUCUUCUUCAACAUGCCCCUCACCUGCUACCUGUGCUGGAGCCUUCACCUGCGUUGCCGUGGAAACUCUUUCCGCUCGCACUUCCGGCGGGUGGGGCGCGGGCGGACGGUGGGGGUGCACCUGGGCAUGCUGCUGCUCCUGAGCUGGCAGGCCUACUCCUGCUACUUCCUGCUGGAGACCUACGGGCCCCUGGCCUUCUUCCUGUCGCCCGUGCGCACCUGGGCCCUGGGACUGGGCCUGCUGCUGGUGUACCGAGCCUGGAGAGGGCCCGCCCCCCGUCUCCGUGACGACAGCAAGGCCACUGCGCCGUCAUGA